Dothidotthia symphoricarpi CBS 119687 is the source of this 3454-nucleotide messenger RNA. Its product is annotated as carbohydrate-binding module family 32 protein. NCBI's taxonomy places the organism in Eukaryota, Fungi, Ascomycota, Dothideomycetes, Pleosporales, Dothidotthiaceae. The record is from RefSeq and is a predicted model, not a curated record. Gene Ontology annotation, biological process: trehalose catabolic process. The transcript has a single exon. Gene Ontology annotation, molecular function: carbohydrate binding; alpha,alpha-trehalase activity. Gene Ontology annotation, cellular component: fungal-type cell wall. The coding region runs from base 327 to 3365 and encodes 1012 amino acids.
UGGACGCGGAUUCCCUUGCCACACAGCUGUCUCGUUCCUGUCGCGUUGUCAAAUGAGGGUGGUACGUGCCUACGCGCGCCUACGGGCUACUUUCCGCCAUAGAAAAGGGUCCACGUGAGGAUGACAGCUGGUCCGGUCGCCUAGCGGUGAGAAAGAGCACGAUAGCGAUCGGUCGCACGACAAGAUGUGCAAGGAUGCGGGUAUCAGUCAUGAUCAGCGUGGCUUUUUCUUACCCCUGGCCUUAAAGAUUAGACAAUGCCCUCGUGGGGUUUGCUUGCGUUUCUUUCUGUCUACCCGUUCUUUAUUCCUCGACUUACCCCUUGGAAAUGCGCUUGCAGAGAUUGAGCAUAUUACUAGCAGCUUGUCGCCUUGUUUCGAGCAGUCAGGGUCAAGAUCAACAUCGAGAUCAGUUUAAACACGUCGACUGGGACGACGACAACUGGACUUUGUCAAGCCGCGCCCUCGAUCAGGGUCAUUAUCAGUCCCGGCUCUCCCUUGCGAACGGCUAUGUCGGAAUCAGCGUUGCGGCUGCGGGCCCGUUUUUCGAAGUCGACAAACCCGUAGAGGGCGACAAUCUCAGUGGCUGGCCACUUUUCAGCAGACGGCAGACUUUCUCGUCGAUCGCGGGUUUCUUCAAUACGCAGCCGGAACUCAACAACUCGAAUUAUCCUUGGUUGGACCAGUAUGGCUGGGAUAGUGUUAUUAGCGGUAUACCGCAUUGGAGUGGGCUUGUGGUCGAGGCCAAUGGCGCGUGGCUUAACGCGUCUGUGAAUCCGAAACAUAUCUCAGACUUCACGACCAGUCUUAAUGUAAGAGCUGGCAUUGCGAAUUGGAAGUAUAAAUGGGCGCCCGGGGGAGAAGAAAGAGACGCUAUCGACGUUGACUAUGAACUGUUCGUGCACAAGCUCAAUGUCAACCAAGCGGCUGUUCGACUUCGACUUACGGCGGCUCGCGACCUGAAUAUCACAGUAUACGAUGUUUUGGAUGGAGACUGUGCUGUUCGAAGCGAGUUCGUGGAUAAGAAGUUUGAGGAUGAUUGGCCGACAAUAUGGACCGCUGUCAGCCCUGAGAAUAUGCACGAUGUCACCGCGUAUGUUUACUCGACUCUUGUCGGGGAUGCUACAGUGGAUAUGAGGACUCGAAGCAAGGCUCAGGAUGUUUAUGCCAACGGGAACGAGAUGACAAUUGCGCAGUCUGUGCAGGUCAAACUAAAGGCAGAGAAAUCGGCUCAGUUGAGCAAAUUUGUUGGUAUUGCAUCUACCGAUGCGUUCUCGGAUCCGCAGGAGGCGGCAUGCAAUGCCUCAGUAUAUGGUGCUAGGGAAGGAUAUGAUACCCUUUUGCAGUCACACACCAAGGAGUGGCACAGCAUCUUGACCGAGGACUCGGUGGACGACUACCGCCUACCAAGUGGCUCAUUGCCAGAUGAUCCUAACAUCAGAGAACUCCACAUUCUGGCGCACACGAACCCGUUUUAUAUCUUGUCAAACACCGUUGGACCCAACGCCAUCGCAGCAGCGGGAGGUAAUACGCGGCUUGACAUCCACAGCAUCCCUGUUUGCGGACUUGCUUCUGACUGCUACGCUGGCCAGAUCUACUGGGAUGCUGACGCGUGGAUGGCGCCAGGAUUGCAGGUCUCGCAUCCGCAGCAUGCUCAGAACGUCAUCAAGUACCGGGUUGAGCACUUCGAGCAAGCGCAGAGAAAUGUUGAGACGGCUUUUACUUCGUCGAAGAAUCAAACCGACAGGUUCACGCCGGGUGGAGCAGUAUUCCCAUGGACCAGUGGGCGUUUCGGCAACUGCACGGGAACAGGGCCUUGCUUCGACUACGAAUACCAUGUGAAUGGAGACGUUUGCAUCGCUUUUAACAACCAUCUCGCGGUAACUGGUGAUGGGGCAUAUUUCAAAGAAACGUUGCUUCCUAUUUCGAAUGCCGUUGCGCAUUUCUUCGGGGAGGUACUGGACUUUAACAAAUCGUCGGGCGCGUACGAGCUCUGGAACGCUACGGAUCCGGACGAGUAUGCGAACCAAGUCAACAACGCUGGAUUUACUACUGCUCUUAUCCAGAGGCAGUUUAUCGAAACGAGCGAGUUCAACAAUUGGUUUGGUGUGGCUCAAAACGCAAAUUGGUCGAAGAUUGCAUCGCGUAUGCAACUCCCCGUCAACAGGCAAGCAGACAUCGUCGUCGAAUACGAGGGCAUGAAUGGCACUGUGAUGGUGAAGCAAGCAGAUGUAGUGCUCAUCGACGAUCUUCUGCACUACCCGAAUCCGUACAGCCUUGCGAACCUGGAUUACUACGCAGCAAAGCAAUCACUUGAUGGGCCGGCGAUGACAUAUUCCUCGUUCAGUGUCGUCGCGAAUCAAGUCUCACCGUCGGGAUGCUCUAGUUACACUUACGAUUUGUAUUCUUCAUCGCCAUACAUUCGUGCACCAUGGUACCAAUACUCCGAGCAACUCAUUGAUGAAGUCGCAGAGAACGGAGGAACCCAUCCCGCAUACCCGUUCUUGACAGGCAUGGGAGGAUCGAACCGAGUAGCUGUGUUUGGCUACUUGGGAUUGCGUCUUUUCUACGAUAGACUGGAUAUCGACCCUUCACUUCCACCCCAGAUCUCCUACCUGGACUACCGCACGUUUUACUGGCAGGGCCAUGGCAUCAACGCUACGUCCAACGCUACACAUACUACUCUCAUCCGUCUACCUCGCGAGAAGUAUGCGCUCCCAUCAGCAAACGAGACCUACUUUGAGAAGCCCAUCCCCGUCACAUUCGGCACACGGCCCGGAGAGUUCUCGCUGGGCGCCGAGCCGCUCGUCCUCCCGAACCGCAUGAUGGGCCAGACACUCACUAUGGACGGCAACAUCCUGCAAUGUAAAUCCGUCCUGCCAUCGCCGCAGGGAAACGCACCAGGUCAAUUCCCCAUCGCUGCCAUCGACGGCGCAGCGAGCACGAAAUGGCAGCCCGCCAACUCGUCCGUCCUCUCCUACAUGACCGUCGACUUGGGAGAUGCGGAGUUCUACCCCAUCACCAACUUGAUGGUGGACUGGGGCAACCAGGCGCCGUCUUACUAUGAGAUCCUCUUCUCGAACUCGUCGCUCCCGCCGUUCAAGGAUGGGGAGAAGGACGUGCGCAGUGUGGUUGCGGGCAAGGUUGAGCUCUCUGCGCCGUAUGAUCCUGUCACUGCGUUUGAGAUCAGGACGUAUGUGGGGAACCAGACGAAUGUCACGUUGGAGCGCAGUGUGUGGAGUGGGAGGUUUGCGCAUUUGGGGAUAAAGGGGAAUCAGUUUGGUGACGUGGAGGUCGGUGGGACGGUUGCGGAGUGGAAUUUGAUUAGAGAGGGGGAGGUGGCUGAGAGGGAGAAUCUGGAAUUGUAAUUGUGAAUGUUUUGUUGAAGAGUUUCUUAGAAUUAUAGAGUAGAUGGUAGGUAUAUGUUGUGUUAGAUUUAAUACAAAUCGGUCAAUUG